ACUCUUAACGCAAAGACCCAUUCAAUUGAUGGUCGCAUCGGUUGGGCGACAACUGAUGCCACGUGUUGUGAGCCAUCGGUUGCAGUCGACGGCCGCCACACCUCCUCCUCCACCGCCGCCUGAAGUGAAGCCAACGAUUCGAUCGCAAGAUUUGGUGAAACGGAAACAAUUGACUGAAUUCGGUGUAUAUGUGGCCCAAUGUGUGCCCAAAUACGUGCAGUCCAUACAACUCACUCACGGCGACGAACUCGAGGUCCUGAUUGCGCCCGAAGGAGUGGUUCCGGUGAUUCACUUUCUCAAAGACAACCACUCGUCUCAGUUCACCAGUUUGGUCGACAUCUGCGCUGUGGAUGUGCCCACUCGUGAGUUCAGGUUUGAAGUGGUCUAUCAGUUACUGUCUCUGCGCUAUAACUCGAGAAUACGGGUGAAGACAUACACCGAUGAGUUGACGCCUAUUGACUCCAUCUGCGAGAUCUUCAAAGGCGCCAAUUGGUACGAAAGGGAGAUUUGGUGUCGUUAUGACGACGAGCUCAAGAGAGUGGUGAUCGAGCCCUUGGAGAUGACACAGGAGUUUAGGAAAUUUGAUUUACAAUCUUCGUGGGAACAGUUCCCCAAUUUCCGGCCCGAAGCACUUCCCGUUCAAGAGAUACCUUUACCACAAACUAACGAAAAACAAGAGCAGAAAAAG
Messenger RNA from Medioppia subpectinata, 688 nucleotides. The record is from the annotation of a GenBank genome assembly. NCBI's taxonomy places the organism in Eukaryota, Metazoa, Arthropoda, Arachnida, Sarcoptiformes, Oppiidae.